UGCCCGUUCCCUCCACUACCGUCACCAUCACCAGUCGAACGUUCGGCGCGAGACCUUGCGCCCGGGCAAAACCGUUAGUGGAGCCGCGCGCAGAUCGACGUUCCAAUUCAACUAUAAAAGUUGCACGUUUGGAAGGGGCGGGGGGAAGGAAACGAGAAGACAUUGCAAAUAAAUUGCCCCAAACCUCUUUAACGCUCGAUAAAAGCCAUCGCACGAUUUCAUCUCACCCUCGUUUUUUCGGGCCGAUUCCUAACGCGAUUGGUUCGUUUCGCAGUCAGUCACGUUUAUCGCAGUGCCGUAUCGCAAGAAGGCGGGAAUGUAACAGAUACAUUUUAGUUUUUCCGAACAAAAAGGGAUGUUGAAGGUUUAUUCCGAUGUGUAUUUGAAUAUCUUAUCGCUGUUUAUUGAUUUCAGUGUCCCGGUGCUUCUUCACCCUUUCCCACCCCCACACCCGUCUGCUGCUCUGCUCGGACUAACUGUUUUUACUUUUGGAUCCGAAAACGGUUAAAACCGUCCGCAGCAAUGAGCGACGGGAGUUGUAGUCUUUGACCCCGGGAUGCAGCCGCGCUAGUCAAGGCCCUGCCGAAGCUCUAAGGACUACAAAUGCCGGCAUGCCUCGCGGUCCGCCAUUGUCUGCCGCUAACGUCAACAUAACAAACCCAUGGUUAAAUGUCGCCGGGCGAACUUGUUGGAAGAGACAAAAAAAAUACACACGAAAUAAGGAAAUGAUCGGUGCUCAGUUUAAAUAAUCCAGCCCGUUUCCCUUCCUCCCCCUUCCAACAGACAUUGAAAGUAUUUAUGCAUUUAUGGAGUGACAGUCAUGGAUUACGAUUUUAAGACGAAACUAGCAGCAGAGCGAGAGAAAGUAGAAGAUCUGUUUGAAUAUGAAGGUUGCAAAGUGGGUCGUGGUACCUACGGUCAUGUUUACAAAGCAAAAAGAAAAGAUGGGAAUGAUGAGAAAGAGUAUGCUCUCAAACAGAUUGAAGGCACUGGUAUUUCCAUGUCUGCUUGCAGAGAGAUUGCAUUGCUGCGAGAGCUGAAGCAUCCCAACGUGAUUGCUUUGCAAAAGGUGUUCCUUUCACACAGUGACAGAAAGGUCUGGCUCCUGUUUGAUUAUGCAGAACAUGAUUUAUGGCAUAUUAUCAAGUUCCAUCGUGCCUCAAAAGCAAAUAAAAAGCCAGUACAGCUACCAAGGGGAAUGGUCAAAUCACUGCUUUAUCAAAUACUUGAUGGAAUUCAUUAUCUCCAUGCAAACUGGGUUCUUCAUAGGGACUUGAAACCCGCAAACAUCCUAGUGAUGGGGGAAGGACCAGAACGAGGUCGUGUAAAAAUAGCUGACAUGGGUUUUGCCAGACUGUUUAAUUCUCCUCUAAAGCCUUUGGCUGAUUUGGAUCCAGUAGUAGUAACAUUUUGGUAUCGUGCGCCGGAGUUACUGCUUGGAGCCAGACAUUAUACAAAAGCAAUUGAUAUCUGGGCAAUUGGAUGCAUUUUUGCAGAACUUUUAACAUCAGAACCCAUUUUUCAUUGUCGCCAGGAAGAUAUCAAAACAAGCAAUCCUUUUCACCAUGAUCAGUUGGAUCGUAUUUUUAGUGUAAUGGGAUUUCCGGCUGAUAAAGACUGGGAAGACAUCCGCAAGAUGCCUGAAUAUCCAACUCUGCAGAAAGACUUCAGGAGAACAACCUAUGCUAACAGCAGCCUCAUUAAAUAUAUGGAGAAACACAAAGUCAAGCCUGACAGUAAAGUAUUUCUUCUGCUGCAGAAACUCCUGACUAUGGAUCCAACAAAAAGGAUUACUUCUGAGCAAGCUCUACAGGACCCAUACUUCUUGGAAGAGCCUUUACCAACUACAGAUGUCUUUGCAGGUUGCCAGAUCCCAUAUCCUAAGCGGGAAUUUCUUAAUGAAGAUGAAGCAGAAGAGAAAGGUGAAAAGAAUCAACAACAAACUCAGCAACACCAGCAGCAGACAACACAGAACCAACAGCAACAAGCCCCCCAACAACAAAACAGCACGCAGACAAAUGGGACAGCUGCUGGAGGAGGAGGUGGUGGAGGAGCACCAGGAGCAGGCCUACAGCAUAACCAGGACAGCAGUCUCAAUCAGGGACCUCCAAACAAGAAACCUCGAAUAGGCACAUCAGCUACAACCUCUGGUGGAUCUGCCAUCCCAACUGAUUACCAGCACUCUGGCACACGUCUGGGUUAUCAAAGCAAUGUACAAGGCUCUUCCCAAUCCCAGAACGCUACAGGAUAUUCAUCUUCAACUCAGCAGAGCUCACAGUAUUCACACCAGUCCCACAGGUACUGAUCAGCAUUGCUGACAGAAAGGACUUCAAAGGAAAGCCUUCAGCAAUAUUAUGGUGAAUGGUUCCAACGAGAGGAACCUAAUGAAUAUGACUGACGUAUGUAAAAUUUAUGGUAUUCAGAAGUAUAAAUUGGCAUUAUUUAGCAAAAAUUAUUUGAGAAAACAUUGUUAUUAUAAUAAUCUUCUGACUGUCUGGACAUUUUCAACUACCAAUGCCACUGGGAAGGUUCCAGUCAAGGCCAUUUCUUUAAAGUUGUGUGUAAAUAUCUUUUAAAUAAUUUUAACUCAGCACUUGAGUUUCUCAACUAAGGAGCAGGUGAAAUGUGUUCACUGUUUUUAGAGCACUUUUUGAUGUAGUGACAGGGUUUCCUGUUGCUUGUCCUAAAAUCUAAAUAUAGGAAUUGUACAUUCUAGACAUGCAGCUUAAAAAAUUAACAGUUAACUCUUCAAUCACUAUUCUCCAAUUCUUCAAUUGCUCUGUUUAAUAGUUUCAGUUAUAACAAAUGCUAAUUGUGAAAGGUUUUCAAAAAUGAUUUUGGCCGCAAAUGUGAAAAUCCAUUCUCUGUUGUUUUCUUCCUGCAAUGCGCAACACCAAUCGCAUAUGAAACUACAGCUUUAUUCGAUGUAAUCUGCCUGUUGAUUGUACUGAGUAUUCCCAGUACUGAAAACUAAAUUCCAAUUUUGGUGCUCCUAAUGUCAUGCUUCAUGCAUUGGGUUGUAUGUGCAGAAUUUGGGUGUGGAGGACAGAAGCUCUGGUUGGUAACUGGAAUGAAUUUCUAUUAGUGAGCUAUAGGAGAAAAACUGUGCAAGCUGUCAAUCAGUUGCAUCAAGCUACAUGCCUGAAUGGCUAAUAUGUGCUUUCAUUGAGCAAAAUUCUGGGCAAGACUGAAAAUCCAGUUACUCACAGCAUUAAAAUCAGCCCCUCCAUGCUGGGAGCGAUAAAUUGUAAAUAUAAUUCCAUAUUUCUACCACUGUUUUUAAAAAAAUCAACCAUAUGUUUCUCCCUUAUCUUCACAGAAAUGCGCCCCAUCUCUUUGGGCCUCCAGUUGGCUAGUUUCUCAGGGAAUCUCUAGUUUUCACUAUUUUUCAGGUUUUGUUUUAUAUAAAGCCCGUAUAUUUCACAGAGUUUGUUUCAUUUCUAGCAGCACUAUAGGGACUUCCAAUGCUCCAAUUGUCUGUCUGCGUUAGAAAUUAAUUUCUAUGUCUAGGUUUGGAAGUGAGACUAUAAACUAAUUGAAGUACUGAAAAGGCACAGUACAUAGGUAAAGCUGUCUAAAGCCAUCUUCUAAGCAGGAAAUUAGGUUAAAUUUCUGCUUUUACUUUGUUCUUGCGUAUAUAACUCACAAUGUGCUUAGAGUAAACUGUUUACUUUUUGGAAGUCUCAAGGCUUCGUACGUUGGGGAAUAUUCAUUCUUUACGCAGUUAUGAAUUAAAUUCACAGAAAUAUAGUUACUGCAUUGUAUGCCCUUUACUACAAAUUCAUUGGAAAAUGGAUGAAGAAAAGGGUAAAUAUCUGUAUUUAUGUUGAUUAAAUCCCAAUAAGAUGUCAGUUUGGUGAAUUAACAAACUGUCGUUUUAUCUAUUAUUUUAGUGCAUUGUAACAUACAAAAUUGCAAAAGUGGAGUCUUUAGAUAGGACUGACUCCUACAGUUCUAUUUAUACAAUUACAGCAUCUUGAACUUAAUACCUGCACAGAUUGCAUUAAAUCUGCAUGAUAUUUUUGUUUCACUCUUUUCAUUCAAGAUCCAUUUGUGAAGCCACAGGUAAUGGACGUAAAUUAACUUGACUGUUCGCUUAAUUUAAAUACUGCCUAAAAAUAGGUUAACAAUCAUGUAACUAAAUCUUCUGAAAGGAAACUAGAAUAAAUGAGAGCCUGAAUAGUUAGAGAAUGGAAUUCAUGCAUUGAUCACCUUGAAAUGGUGUCCUGUCAAUGUUAGGGAACAAUUGAUCCAAGCAUUCAGUGUCAAUAUUCCGUAUUAUUUAUAACAACUAUAUAUCCUUAAGAGCUUAUUUUCACCUCUAUAGGAGACAAUAUUGACUUCAUGACUGCAGAUGAUAUUUUAUCUGUUCAGAUUGCUGUAAUUAUGUUCACACGUAUUUAAAUAUUUUGACCAUUUUCAACAUUUAGUUAGUUUUAUUUAGUUAUUCCAAAUAUCUCAUAGCAGAACUUACUUCAGUGAAAAUGAUAAGCAGUUAGUCAACACUCUAUUCUAUCAGUCAGCUGUAUUAUUAUUCUGACUCUUGCUGGUUUCUUAGUAUAAAGAAUGUAAAAUGGAAAGAAUACUUUUAAAAUAACAAGUUCUCAUUCAAUAAAUUCCUGUAUGAAAAUAUACCAGUUCCAUUCUAGAUGAAAGUCCAGAAGAUUGAUUAUAAAAUGAGGUGACUGAUUACCCAAUGUUUCAUGUAGUCUUUAGCUUCUGCACACCAUUACCUGUCUUUGGGAUUGUCAAUCAGGCCUCUGUCAAUCAAUCUGACAGUGCUACACCUUGAUAUUUCUACUGCUUAGGACAAACAUGAAUCUUGACUGACAAUUUGUGCUCAGGAAGCAAUGUGAUCAAUAACUUUUAUUAACUAUUUCAUGACACUUUUAAAGUAUAACAUCGUGAAAAGACUUGUUGAUCUUUUCAAAAUUUAAUUAGAAAAAAUGAGGCUCACAAUUUAAGAAACUCUAGCAAAAUAAAAAUGCUUAUUUUUAACAGAGCAACAAAUCUAACUUGAGGAUUUUUAUUAGCCACAUUUCAAAUCAUUUAAAAGUUCAUUUCAGACUGGUCAGGGAACAAUUUCAAGAAGUGCUGAACAGACAAAAUGAUUAUCUAUGUACCGUCUGCCAAGCCAAACAUCCACAUUGAGGUUAAACAUUUGUUAGCGUGCAAGUUAGUAAUGCAUGAACUGUUUUUCCAGUGCACCGUAAUCUGUAGGGCAAUGUCAUGUCUAAAUUCUUCAAGGUAAUUUUGCUAGUGUUGUCAAAUAUUUACAUUAUUCUGCACUAUAUCUUCAAUGCUUGUAAAAUACUCAUUAAAACCCAUCACCACUCUCUCAACUGUGCCUGUGAAUUGCUAAACGCCCGUUUAUGAAUGCAGUACAUCCUGAAUGGUCAUUACGACUGAAAAUGGUAUCUAUGUUUCCUUCUCCAGAGACUGAGCUCAUGAGCAUUUCCAGUAUUCUGUUUUGUUUCUGUUUCAGAUUUUCAGCAUCUGCAGUAGUGUCAAUAUGUCUGUUCCUUGCUGAAUUUUAAAAGAACAAAUUGAAGCAAAAAGCACAUUAGUUACUUCAAAUGAUCUGAAUUUUAGCGAAUAAUUUUCAGCUUCACCAGGUUAUUUCCUUCUUUUCUCCUUUAGUCUUUGGGAUAUGGGUGAUCCUGAUGAGGUCAGCAUCUAUUGUCCAUCUCCUGUAAACUGAGUUUCUUGCAAUUUCGGAGUUCAGUAAAGAAUCAACCACAUUUCUGUAUGUUCUGAGCCAAGCACAGGCCUGAUCAGGUAGGGAGAGCAGAAUUCCUUCUCGGAUGCAUUUUGUGAGACUCAGCACUGGUUUUACGGUCAGUAUUACAUUUCAAGGAUAGGUGGUACCACCCCCUGUAAAUUGGGAGACAGGUCAGACCAGACAAUCAGGCAGUGCACAGGACAUGUGCUUUAGAAGAUGCACCAAAUUCAAACUCACCAGAGUGUAACCAUAAAAUUACAUCCUGUGUAUAGCUGUAAAUAUUGCCAUUUCUAAUGAAACAAGUCACUUUAUCGCAGGUUCUCCAAUCAAUUUUAUUUAUACUUCAGCAGCAUUGAUUUUUAAAAAGGCUGUGUAUAAUUUUGUGCUGGCUAUCCAUGUUAAUAUCAGGUUAUUUUAAAACAUUCAACUUUCUUAAAAUGUAUAGUAUCCUUUGGGAAGUUAUGCAGUCACAUGCAUUAAACUUGUUACUUGGUGAUGCUUAAAGAGUUAACUGAUUGUAAACGCAAUAGUCUAAAUAUUUAGUUUCUUGCACUAAUAGUACUAACGUUUCAACCCAAUCCUCCAACCCUGCAAAAACACCCUUAUUGAUUGUCUUACAGUUAUGUAAUGUGUAGCAUUGAACAUUCUUGCAGUUAGUGUAAAACUACAGUAUAGCUUGAACAUAAGUUUUUUUUUUAAAUUUAAUGUCCUGAGAGUAUUAGACUUUAAGCACACACAAACCAUUUCAGUGGAUCACAAAAACUGGUGAAACUACAAGCAGGGAAAACAACCUGACCCUGAAUUUUCACAAGUCCCUUCAUAGCUUGUGCAGUAGCUUCAGCAGAUCAACAGAAUGACUUGAGAAACAACAUAAACAGCCAUUUAUGUAAUUUGUCCGGAUGUUCUGGUAGUUGACCACUUGAGAUACCUUUUCACUGGCUCUGGCAUCCUGUUAUUAGCCUGUCUUUAGCAGACCAUUGGGGUAGCAUGAUGGUAUCAUUUUUGAAAAAUAUUAUCUCAGUUAGUGAAAGAAAUUCUAUUAAUUUUCAUCCCUUGAUAGAAUAUAAAACUAUGUUUGAUUUCUUUAAAAUGUUUCAUUAGACAAUAACUUUUUUUUGAAUAAAAACUGAAAGAACUGCAGAUGCUGUAAAUCAGAAACAAAAACAGAUGUUGCUGGAAAGCUCAGCAGGGUCUGGCGGUGUCU
Messenger RNA from Stegostoma tigrinum, 6926 nucleotides. It is a transcript of the gene cdk19, whose product is annotated as cyclin dependent kinase 19. The coding region runs from base 821 to 2305 and encodes 494 amino acids. Gene Ontology annotation, biological process: protein phosphorylation. Gene Ontology annotation, cellular component: nucleus; cytosol; mediator complex. The transcript has 13 exons. Lineage: Eukaryota; Metazoa; Chordata; Chondrichthyes; Orectolobiformes; Stegostomatidae. The record is from RefSeq and is a predicted model, not a curated record. Gene Ontology annotation, molecular function: ATP binding; RNA polymerase II CTD heptapeptide repeat kinase activity; cyclin-dependent protein serine/threonine kinase activity.